AUGGGGGUCUAUCCAUUCCGCAAGGCGAAUGCGCUCAUCGGAUAUCUUGACCGGCAUUCUAGGCGCAUGAGCACACUUUUGGCUACAGAAUCUAUGGGCUACGUCGAGAAGGUUUCUGGCAUGUGGAAGGGUGGCGGGAAACAUUAUGACGAGCCCCACGGCCUUCGGACCGAUGAGGAAGAUGUUGGCGACGACCCUGAGGACCGAGCUAACUCGGAAGCCCGGUUCCAGGCGCACUUUGCUUUGCCAGAGACCGAGAAACUCCACGCCGCCUACUUUGGACACUUGAUGCGCGUUCUCCCGCUCUACGGUAAGAUUUAUAUUAGCGACCGCCACUUCUGUUUCCGCAGCCUCCUACCCGGCACCCGCACCAAGCUCAUCCUUCCGCUGCGGGACAUCGAGAACGUCGACAAGGAGAAGGGUUUCCGGUUUGGCUAUGCGGGCCUGGUUGUUGUCAUCCGUGGCCACGAAGAGCUCUUUUUCGAAUUCCACCGGGCCGAAGUCCGUGACGACUGCACUAUUACCAUCCUCCAAAGUCUGGAAGCGACGCACUACUUACACGACUCUACCCUCAUGGACGGUGGCGCCGACGCCGACGAUGCCCAAGCCGCCGUAGCGGAGCACGACGCUCUUCAAAAAGCACGCGGCCACCGACCACGCAUUGCCACGCACGGGGAGUUCAAGGGCUGGAUUGAGUCCCACGGGAUCGAAUUUGCAUUCGUGGGGGGCGAUCCGGGUGAGUUGAUGCAGCUCUGCAUCCAGAACGGCACCUUCUCACUCGCGUUCUUCCUCGAGGCCAACGCCAAGAUGCGCGACUGGCUCGACGAACUGCUACGGACCGCCUGGGAAGCCUGCCAGGGGAGCGACCUGAUCAUCGAGUCGCCGUCCGCCAUGGCGGGCAUCCACAUCGCCGAAGCCCUUGGUGUCCCCUACUUCCGCGCCUUCACCAUGCCGUGGACACGCACCCGUGCCUACCCACACGCCUUUAUCAUGCCCGGCCAGAAGAUGGGCGGCGCGUACAACUACGUCACGUACGUCAUGUUUGAGACGGUGUUUUGGAAGGCGACGGCGCACCAGAUCAACCGCUGGCGUAGGCGGUACCUGGGCUUGCCGACGACUGGCCUUGAAAAGCUGCAGAUCAACAAGGUCCCGUUCCUUUACAACUUCUCCCCCUAUGUCGUGCCCCCGCCGUUGGACUACAGCGACUGGAUUCGCGUCACGGGGUACUGGUUCCUAGAUGAGGGCAACGAGAACUACAAACCUUCCAAGGAGCUGGCCGACUUCAUCGCCGCCGCGCGUCGCGACGGGAAGAAGCUCGUUUACGUCGGCUUUGGGUCUAUCCUCGUGCCUGACCCCGCUAAACUGACUCAAGACGUCAUCGAUGGCGUGCUGAAAGCGGAUGUGCGCUGUAUUCUCAGCAAGGGCUGGAGCGACCGGGUCCUGACCAAGGACAAGGAUAAAGAGAAGGACCAGCUGGACGAGAAGAAGACACCCGAGCCGGAGCUACCGCCGGAGAUCUUCCAGAUCCAGUCAGCGCCGCACGACUGGCUGUUCAAGCAGAUCGACGCGGCGGCGCACCACGGCGGGAGCGGCACCACGGGCGCCAGCCUGCGCGCAGGUAUCCCGACGGUCAUCCGGCCCUUCUUUGGCGACCAGUACUUUUUCGGUGCCCGCGUGGAGGACCUAGGCGUGGGCAUCUGUCUCAAGAAGUGGGGCGCAACAUCCUUCGCGCGCGCCCUCUGGGAGGCAACACACAGCGAGCGCAUGAUUCUCAAAGCGAAGGCGUUGGGAGAGCAGAUCCGUAAGGAAAACGGCGUCGACACCGCCAUCAAAUGCAUCUACCGCGACCUGGAGUACGCCACGCAACUCAUCCGCACCAAGACGGGCAAGAACCAGACGCGGCGCAAGGCCGCUGCCGCGUCUGCGGGAACCGCCACCGACGGCCCCGGCGGCUCGGGCGGCUCGGGCCCGGACGCCGACCUGCUCGAUGACGACGAGGAGGAGAGCUGGACCUUUGUCGGCGGCGAUGCGGAUACCAUUGAUGAUCUGUCGGUGGAGGCGGCUAUGAAACGGACGGUGCCGGAUUUGGGUGCUGUGCUGGGGGGUGAGGUGCCGGUUGUGGGUGGGGCGCCGGGGGUGAAGGGGGUUAAGGGGGCGGGGUUGGAGUGA
This is a messenger RNA of Chaetomium globosum CBS 148.51, 2169 nucleotides long. RefSeq lists its product as uncharacterized. Gene Ontology annotation, biological process: carbohydrate metabolic process. Bases 1 to 2169 code for a protein of 722 amino acids. Gene Ontology annotation, molecular function: UDP-glycosyltransferase activity; hexosyltransferase activity. The transcript has 3 exons. NCBI's taxonomy places the organism in Eukaryota, Fungi, Ascomycota, Sordariomycetes, Sordariales, Chaetomiaceae. The record is from RefSeq and is a predicted model, not a curated record.